This is a messenger RNA of Penicillium robsamsonii, 1275 nucleotides long. Its product is annotated as putative oxidoreductase. The transcript is spliced from 2 exons. Lineage: Eukaryota; Fungi; Ascomycota; Eurotiomycetes; Eurotiales; Aspergillaceae. The record is from RefSeq and is a predicted model, not a curated record. The coding region runs from base 1 to 1275 and encodes 424 amino acids.
AUGCCCAUCCCCAUCAUUGCCCAAGCCCUUCGGGAUGGCGUUUCAUCCAUUCCACAUGCCUGGACAUUCCUCCGCAUAGCACCAUGGGUGCUAGCCCUCGCAGCACUGAAAUACUAUUUCGAAGGAGCCCGCAACGGCUCCGAGCGAAUGAUGCGAUCAAAAGUGAUAAUGGUAACGGGCGGCACCUCUGGGAUAGGUGCAGAAGUAGUCCGCGAGCUCGCAACACGCGGCGCCCAAGUAAUCCUCCUAACCCGCCAACCACCCUCUGACAUCUACCUCUCCGAAUACAUCGACGACCUGCGCACCAGCACAAAAAACCAUCUAAUCCACGCCGAACAAGUCGACCUCUCCUCCCUGCACUCAAUCCGCACUUUUGCAACAAAAUGGAUCGAUAACAUCCCACCCCGCCGACUAGACUGCAUAAUCCUCGUCGGCGGAACAGCUGAGCCCUCCGGACCCCGUGCUCUAACAACAGACGGCAUCGACAUCGAAUGGCAAACAAACUACCUCGCAAACUUCCACCUCCUCAGUAUCCUCAGCCCAGCACUACGCGCUCAACCCGCACACCGCGACGUACGCGUGAUCUUCGCAACAUGUGCAAGCUACAUCGGCGGCGACUUCAGUAAUCUGGACUCUGUGGCGCGCGGGAAGCAGAAGGUUGUUUCCAAGCGCACAAAGACUACACCGCCGCUAUACGCGCAGCCUAAGGGCGUGUACGCUCUCAGCAAGCUCGCAUUGACUAUCUUUGCGCACUCAUUCCAGCGACAUUUGAAUGCUUAUGAGAGGCCGGAUAGUCUGCCACCGUGUACGCGGGUUAUCGUUGUUGAUCCUGGGAUGACGCGGACACCGGGGACACGACGCUGGUUGACUGGCGGGUCGCUGUGGGGUCUUGCGUUGUAUUUGAUUACUUGGCCGAUAUGGUGGCUACUGCUGAAGUCGCCUGUGCAGGGCGCGCAGAGUAUAUUGUAUGCGGCGAUGGAGCAGCAGUAUGGACGGGGAGGGGGUGGGUGGUUGAUUAAGGAGUGUCGGGAGAUGGAUUAUGCGCGGGCUGAUGUGCGGAAUGAUGAGGUUGGGAAGAAGCUUUGGGAGUUUAGUGGGAAGAUGGUUGAGGAGGCGGAGAAGGAGAGUGCUGUUAUGAGGGCUUUGCUGAAGAAGGAGCUUGAGCUUGAGAAGCAAAAGACUGAGGCUGAGAAAGUGAAGAAGGAGAAGGCGGAGGCGACUUCGAAGAAGGGGAAGGCUGAUGGGUCGAGGAGGAGUCGGAAAGCACAGAAAUAA